AUGCAAUUGCCAUUGAAAACAGCACUAUAUCGUCCAGCGUGGACACAAAAGCUAGUGAAAUAUCAUCACAAAUCUGCCAUCGAGACAUCGUCCACCCCCAUGUCAGCAAAUGUGUUGAAGACAGCAUUGAUGGAGGGUUAUAAACCGAGCUUCCGAACUGUCUCUAUAGGCAAAGCUGCUGAUUAUACGACGACGCUGAGACCUCAACAAAAGAUCUGUUUCUACCCAGGCAAGCUGCAUGGGGGAAUCCAAGCGUUCUACUUGGAUCAGAUUUUUGCAGAUUGCUGUGCAGGAGCCCUUACAGCCAAUCUAGCUAUCUCGUAUUUCCGGCCAGUCAACCCUCAAGCCCCCUUGAGAAUCAGCACCUGGCCUGUGAAAAGGGAGGGGCGCAAGGUGUAUAUGGAAGGGUCAAUCAAGGUUCCGGACCACGCCACAGGGGCUCUGGUGGAGGCGGUCCGUGCUACAGCUUUAUUUAUUACGCCCAAAAACAAAGCUGUUUGA
Aspergillus welwitschiae is the source of this 501-nucleotide messenger RNA. Its product is annotated as PaaI family thioesterase. The transcript has 2 exons. Bases 1 to 501 code for a protein of 166 amino acids. NCBI's taxonomy places the organism in Eukaryota, Fungi, Ascomycota, Eurotiomycetes, Eurotiales, Aspergillaceae. The record is from RefSeq and is a predicted model, not a curated record.